AUGGUGAUAUUCAGGUUCGUUGGACGCCUCUUCCAGAUAGCUUCUUCUAUAACGGAGAAGUUACCCUCAGAGGGUCGUGGCGGGCCUAGGCAGCCCUGGCUAGGCCUCACGAAUGAGGACCUAGACCCCCUCUUCAAUGUACUGAAGGGGGAGAGGGAGCUGGCCUCCCCCAGGGAACUGACCCCACAGGCAAAGACAGCAAUCGAAAAGGUACAGAAGGCCUUGUCAGAGAGAGCCAAGACCAUCACUAAGCCACAAGAGCUGAUAGCAAAGCUGAUUCGGAAGGCCAGGGUCAAGCCAUGGUCGAGCGUGCACACCAGACACUCGAACAGGGAUCCAGAAACUUGGGAAACCAAGGGUCCCUAUGAGCUCAUGACCUGGCGUCGUGGCUACGCGUGUGUAGCUACUCCCUCAGGCCCUCGGUGGAUUCCCCAGAAGUGGGUGAAACCUUUUGUCCCCAAGAAUCCAGCUAUCAAGGGUCUCACACCUUCUACCUCAGAAGUCAACCACAUAGAGUUGGCAAACCUGAGGAGAUAUGACUAUGCCGCCAACCGACCAUCAAAGGCCAAGGCCCAUCUAGAAUUAAGUCUGGCCAAGGAUAUAAAGGAUAACAAAAAGGGCUCUUUCAAAUACAUAAAUAACAAAAGGAAAGCAAAGGACAAUGUGGGUCCAUUAGUAAAUGGAGAGAGAACCCUGAUAACAGAGGAUGCAAAGAAGGCAGAGGUAUUGAAUGCCUUCUUUGCAUUGGCCUUCACUGAUAAGACCACCCCUAAGGGAUCUCUGACCCAGGAGACCAGGGUAAAGGAAUGUUGGAAGGAAGACCUUCCCUUGGUCAAGGAGGAUUGGGUCAGAGAACACCUAAACAAACUCAACAUCCACAAAUCCAUGGGCCUUGACAGAAUGCAUCCACUACUGCUGAGAGAGCUGACAGACAUCAUAGCUAGGCCUUUCACGAUCAUCUUUGAGAGGUCAUGGAGAUCAGGAGAGGUGCCUGAGGACUGGAAGAAAGCAAAUGUCACUCCAGUCUUCAAAAAGGGAAAGGAGGACCCAGGGAGCUACUGGACAGUCAGCCUCACCUCAAUCCCUGAUAAGGUGAUGGAGUGCCUUGUUCUGGAGGCUACUUCUAUCCACACGGAAGACAAGAAGAUGAUCAGGAGUAGUCAGCAUGGGUUCACUAAAGGUGAGUCAUGUUUGACCAACCUGAUUGCCUUCUAUGAAGAAACAACUACCUGGAUGGAUGAAGCAGUGGAUAUUGUCUACCUUGACUUCAUCAAGGCUUUCAACACUGUCUCUCAUGAAAUCCUCAUAGGCAAACUUAAGAAGUGUGUGUUGGAUGAGUGGACAGUGAGGUGGAUUGAGAACAGGCUGAGUGGCAGAUCCCAGAGGAUUGUAAUCAGUGGUACAGGGUCUAGUUGUAGGCCUGUCACUAGUGAUGUCCCCCAGGGUUCUAUACUGGGCCCAGUAUUGUUUAACUUGUUCAUCUAUGACUUUGAUGAGGGAAUAGAGCACCUCCUCAGCAAGUUCACUGAUGAUACAAAACUGAGAGGAGUGGCCAAUACCCCAGAGUGCUGUGCAGUCCUUCCAAAGGACCUUGAUAGGUUGGAGAGAUGGGCAGAGAAGAACUGUCUGAAAUUCAACAAGGGCAAAUGCAGGGUCCUGCACCUGUGGUAGAAUAACCCCAUGCACCAGUACAGCCUGGGGACUGACCAGCUGGAAAGCAGCUCUGCAGAGAAGGACGUAGGUGUCCUGGUGGACAACAAGCUGUUCAUGAGUCAGCAGUGUGCCUUUGUGGCCAAGAAGGACAAUGGAAUCCUGGGCUGCAUUAGGAAGAGCAUUGCCAGCAGGUCUAGGGGAAUGAUCCUGCCCCUCUACUCAGCCCCGGUGAGGGUACAUCUGGAGUAUUGUGUCCAGUUCUGGGCUCCUCAGUACAAGAGAGAUAUGGAGUUCCUGGACCGGGUCCAACGGAGGGCUACUAAGUGCAUCAAGGUCCUGAUCCUCCUGUUUGAAGUGGAAGUAUUCCUCCCCAAGGAGGUGUCGGAGGCAUCUCAGGACUUGUCCAGGCGAGGCCGCUGCCCCAGACUUGGGACACUGGCAGGCUGGGAGUCACCCCUGGUAGCUCCGCCACUGAGUCAGCCCACUCCUCAGCAGCAAACCCGCACGAUCCGUGCCCAGCACCACCGCCAGGCCGGCAAGCGCAUCCGGCAACCCCUCGCCCUCUGGGACCCUGGAACAACUAAGCCAGCUCCCAACCCCCAGUGGCACCCCAUGCAAACCAUGUCUUGCGCCGCCUCCACCAGGUCCCGGAGGAAACAAGACCCCUUGGAGGAACAAGGGGAUUUUCCCGGGCCACCCACAGCCUCUGCCGCCACCCAGUCUCUGAAAAAGGCAUCAAAAGGGCCUGCCCCACCCCAUCGCUCGGUUAGAGCAGUCCCGGGGCCAGCCGAUGUCAUCCAGGUCCCACCCCCACCCGCCCCUGAGGCCUGGACUGUGGAACGAAGGGCGGGACCUAUGGCAAGUGGGUCCAACGUCACCAUUCACCCCUCCCAGUGGUCCAUGCAGGCUCGAUCCAUGCCAGGGACGGUGCAUGUUGCCUGCACACCCCCAAGCCAACCCGCUGCAGUGGCGGCCAUGCCUCGCUGA
Vidua macroura (Pin-tailed whydah) is the source of this 2640-nucleotide messenger RNA. RefSeq lists its product as uncharacterized. The record is from RefSeq and is a predicted model, not a curated record. Gene Ontology annotation, biological process: RNA-templated DNA biosynthetic process. Gene Ontology annotation, molecular function: RNA-directed DNA polymerase activity; nucleic acid binding. Lineage: Eukaryota; Metazoa; Chordata; Aves; Passeriformes; Viduidae.